This is a messenger RNA of Miscanthus lutarioriparius, 1764 nucleotides long. The record is from the annotation of a GenBank genome assembly. NCBI's taxonomy places the organism in Eukaryota, Viridiplantae, Streptophyta, Magnoliopsida, Poales, Poaceae.
AUGACCAUGCCGCCGUCGCCGCCGGCGGAGGACGAGUCGGCGGGGGACCACCCGGGCGUCGCGGAGUGCCUGCGGCUGCUGGACGCGGUGCCCGCCGCGGCGGCCUCCUCCCCGGCGUUCCGCCGCCACUGGCCGUCCAUCUCCGCGUCGCUCGCCGCGCUGUUGGCGUCCCUCGCCAGCCCGGCCUUCCCGCCCGCCGCUCCGCUCCUGGCCCCGCUCGCCGCCGCGCUCCGCGCGCUGCUCUCCGUGUCCGCCGCGGGGGACGCGCACGCGCCCAGGCUCGGCCACCUCCACACCGUCUCGCUGCUCUCCUCCACCGCCGCCGAGCUCUCCCAGCUCGCCGCCGACGCGCGCCUCCUCGCCUCCGCGCCCGCGCCGGCCCACUCCUCCGCCGCCGCCGCCGCCGCCGCCGCCUCCGGUUCCGCCGCGGAAGACGCGCUCGUCUCCCGGCUCCGCCUGGGGUCCGCGGCCUCCCGCGCCGCCGCGCUGGAGGAGCUAGCGACCACCGCCACCACUCUGCCAGCGCCAUCCGCGGCCGCGGCCGUCUCCGCGGUGGCGGCGCUGCUCGACUCCGCCGCCGCCGGCGGCGGAGGCGACCUCCGCGAGCGCGCCGUGGCCGCGCUGGCCGCCCUCGCGGUCUCCGACGCCGCGCGCCCUGCCCUCGCGCAGGAGGCCGGCGCCGUGGUGCCGCACCUGUGCCGCGCGCUGGAGUCCGGGUCCGCCGCCGAGCACGCGUGCGCGGCGCUGCUCCCGCUGACGGCGUCGUCGCGGGACGCGGCGGCAGCCGUGGCCGCGCGCGGCGGGGUGGCGGCGCUCCUGUCCGCCUGCGCCGGCGGGACACCCGCGGCGCAGGCGGCAGCGGCCGGGGUGCUCCGCAACCUCGCGGCCUUCCCGGACCUCCUGCCGGCGUUCCGCGACGAGGGCGGCGCGGUGCCGCUGCUGCUCCUGCAGCUGGUCUCCCUGGGCACGCCGCGCGCGCAGGAGCAGGCGCUCGGGUGCCUGCAGCGCCUCACCGCGGGGGACGGCGACGAGGCGCAGCGGCUCAAGGUGGACGUCUUCCAGGCGGGCGCGCUGGCGUGCGUCAGGGACUUCCUCGACGGCGGCAGCAGCAGCAGCGGCGACGAGCCGCCGGGGCUGGCACCCGCGCUGGGGCUCCUCCGCAACAUGGCCUCGUUCCGUUACAUCGCCGAGAUUGCCGCCGCGUCCGGCUCCGGCGGCGGCGGCAGCUUCGUGGCGCACGUGGCCGCCGCGCUCGGCAGCGACCGGUCCGCCACGCGCACGGAGGCCGCGCUGGCGCUCGCGGAGCUCUGCGGCAACGCAGGAGGUGGCAGGAUAGGCAAGGCCGCGCGGCGGCAGCAGCAGCAGCAGCACUACGAGGCCAUCGUCGCGGACGCCGCCGUCCCGCGGCUGGUGUGGAUGCUGGAGGCGAAGGCCGCGGGCGAGCGCGACGCCGCGGCGCGCGCGCUGGCGGCGGUCCUGGCCGCGUCGAGCGCGUGCCGCAAGGCGUUCCGGAAGGACGAGCGCGGCGUGGUGAACGCGGUGCAGCUGCUUGGGGACCCGUCCGGGUCUGGCGUGGAGGAGAGGCGGUUCCCCGUGUGGGUGCUGCUGGCGGUGGCGCAGUCCCGGCGGUGCCGGAAGCAGAUGGUGGCCGCGGGCGCGUGCGGGUUCCUGCAGGGCCUGGUGACCGCCGAGGUGGAGGGCGCCAAGCGCCUCGCCGAGUGCCUAGGCAAGGGCAAGAUGCUGGGCGUGUUCCCGCGGACGUGA